Messenger RNA from Pocillopora verrucosa, 1614 nucleotides. RefSeq lists its product as uncharacterized. Lineage: Eukaryota; Metazoa; Cnidaria; Anthozoa; Scleractinia; Pocilloporidae. The record is from RefSeq and is a predicted model, not a curated record.
CGUGACAGUCUGACAUGUCUAAUGAUGAUAUCUCGUAGCAAGUUUUAGAGAAUAUGUCAACACAGAAGAAAUCUUCCUCUACUGCUAGGAACAAAAAGAUUUCAGUGUCAAGCCCUGCUCGCAAAUCAAGCGAAGGAGUCGUUGGGGAUCAUUUUUCUCAGGCUAAAAUCAAGGAGCUUGAGCAGCAAGUUUCAGAUCUUAAGAAGCGCCUAGAUGAACUACGCAAAGCAAAAAACACUACCAUCAUUAAGAAGGACAAAGAAUAUGUAACUACGGGAACACCAAAAGCCUCUUCCAUAAAUGCUUCUACAGGAUCACCAGGUCUCGCUGAUUACCAUAAGGAGAGGGCAACUUCAUCUGACACAUGUGCAGUACCUCAAAAUAAGCUCCAAGAGGAGGAUGUCAGAAUAUUACAGAAAAAUAUCGCCUCUUUGAAAGAACUUCACAAAGCUGAGCUCGAGGAACUGAGAAAAGAAGUAGAGAAGCAGGCCAGACAGUCAGACUCAAACAUGGCAGCUGAACUCGAAAAACUCAAACAGGAAAAUGAGGAACUUCAGAAAGAAAAUAGAUUGUUGCGUACCAGGGAAACAGGACUUCAACUGCAGGUUGAUAAUUUGUUGGAAGAACUAAGCAGGAAAGAAGCAGAAUGGUGUUCGAAAGAGGAAAAGCUCAUGUUAGAGAUAAAGACUUCUUGGGGUGAAAAGUACCAACAAUGGAUGGCUCAGACAGAACAGAAGAUUGAAGAACUGCAGGCAGCCAACGAUUUUCUGAAAAGAUUGCUACAAGAGAAGAACCAGCCCAGUAUGAACUGAUGAUGCUUUGAGAAUAGAAGAGCUUCAAAUGAUGGGAUAGCUGCAGUUAGUUAUCUACUUUCGCGGCGAAAACUGUAGCCUCUACUUUUCUCGAAAAGAUUCAACGGCCCACGGUCUCCCAGAUAGAGCCAUUACCGGCGUGGCGAGUAAGAAGGGCAGCAGUGAGCAGAAUAGAUCACACAUUCCUCGGCGCUCAUGGCGAGAAGUUAUUGAAACCUCUGAAGGAGGGAGGAAGCAAGCAUGAUAACAACAACAACCACAACAACGACUGAAACCAUGCAAUCACCACAUGACCACUCAUGUUUUCCUCCGCUGCGGGCAGUUUUGCAUCCUGUCCUUGUCUUGGUUAUGUUUGUUCCGGUUUGCACUUGUGAUUACUUCGAUUCUAGUUUUGCGACUCUCAAUCGAAAAGCGGAAGAAAAACCAAGAUAACCACCUUUAGACAACAUUAUUACGAGCUAAGAUUUGAUUUUAAAGUGUAACUAAGUGCAAAGUGUGAAAGCAAUCGUGAAUAUUCGGUUAUCGCGAUUUCAAAACACAAAUGGCUUCCGAGCCUUAGACCCGCGGAGAACAAUGUGUGCACCGUAUAUCCAUGAAAACCCUCAAUGAAACCUUUUUACAUAUUUAAGUUAUGAUGAUUUUACAUUUCAAAAGACAGAUCCGUUGUGUUGGUGGAUGUAGGAAGAUAAAUAUUAUGCCCUUACAAACUUUCAAAAUAUCGAGGACAAUUGAAUGAGGAAGUCGAAAGCUAUCGACUGCGUAAUUUAAAGUUGAUUUUUGUUGUGUACUCUUUUAAAUUAGA